AUGUUUUAGCAUUUUACUUGUGUUUUGAAGAGCUGUGCUGCAAAAAGGAUGUCAGUAAAACUCGCCGAAAUACUUCCACCUCCAUCUUCUACGUCAGAUGAAUGGUCAUCUGUUCGUCGCGACCCAUGGUUUCAAGGACGAGAAGAUGCCUUGAAAGAUGAUAAUAUUGGAGCCGUGAUACUGAAAGAGCCACCACCAUAUGGCAGAAGAAAUGGCUGGAUACCGAGGAGCGCAGAAGAUUUCGGUGAUGGUGGAGCAUUUCCCGAGAUACCUGUGGCUCAGUUCCCUUUAGGCAUGGGGAUAGAUUUGCGCAAGAAGGCUAGCAGCGAUAAGACAAUUGCGCUUCAGUGUGAUGCGGAAGGAAAGUUGAGGCAUGAUGCAAUUGCUCGGAUUGGACAUUCGAAGGAUAAAAUAAUCUAUACGAGACUGGCUGAUAUGAAGCCAAAAAUGUUAGAAGAAGAAGACGAAUCAUUCCAAAAGCCGGAUGAAGAAGCAAUUGCACAGCAAACUGAAGCUACUCGUUUGGCACUGGAGAAGAUUACUUCGACGAAGGUUGCAAGUGCUUUACCUGUUCUUCAUGCGCAGAAACCAGAUCCAGUACAAUACAUACGCUAUACACCAAGUCAGCAAGGUGGUGGACAUAACAGUGGCGCUCAGCAACGAAUUAUCCGUAUGGUCGAGGUACAGCAAGACCCAAUGGAACCUCCGAAAUUUAAGAUCAAUCAGAAGAUACCACGUGCUCCUCCAUCUCCACCAGCUCCAGUUAUGCAUUCGCCACCUCGCAAGACAACCGUGAAAGAACAAGCUGACUGGAAAAUUCCACCAUGCAUAUCGAAUUGGAAGAAUCCAAAAGGAUUUACUAUUGCACUGGAUAAGCGGUUGGCUGCUGAUGGAAGAGGCCUACAGCAGGUUCAUAUCAAUGAAAAUUUUGCCAAGUUAGCGGAAUCAUUGUAUCUGGCUGAUCGUACAGCUCGUGAAGCUGUCGAAACGCGUGCACAGAUGGAACGUCGUGUCGCUCAAAACAAGAAGGCUGAGCAGGAGGAGAAGAUGAGGGCCAUGGCUGCAAAAGCCAGGCAAGAACGUACUGUUCUUAAGAAAGCACAUGAAGAUGAUUCAUUAAAUCAAGAAGCUCGUGAACGUGAUCAAAUCAGGCGUGAUCGCUUAGAUGAACACCGUCGUGAAAGAAAUAUUGCACGAAAUAAUCCAGAUAAGUUGGAUAGGUUUAAGAAGAGUCGUGAACGGGAUAUCAGCGAGAAAAUUGCACUUGGUUUACCAGAUGCUCGAGCAAGACAUCACGAAACGCAGUUUGACCAACGACUCUUUGAUCAGUCUAAGGGAUUAGAUAGUGGUGGUAUUGAUGAUGAAACCUACAGCGCAUACGAUAAACCAUGGCGUGCUCAAGACAAUAUUCAGCAACACAUUUAUCGACCGAGCAAAAAUCUUGAUAAAGAUCUUUACGGUGAUGAUUUGGAUCGUAUAAUUAGUACUAAUCGAUUUGUUCCUGAUAAGGGAUUUAGCGGUGCCGAACCUGGAGCAGCACGAAAUGCGGGACCUGUCGAGUUCGAAAAGGAGGAGGAGGAUAUCUUCGGUCUUGGCCAGUUGCUACAGUCAGCUAAAGAAUCAGGCAAGGAGUUGAAAAAGAGAGCAGCUGAUGGCAGUGCUGAUGAAGGUUCAUCGUCAUUUAAGAAACGUCGGUGAAUAGUUUCUGUACGUUUAUAAAGUUUUUUUUAAUAGAAUGUUUCUGAUCUUUCUUCUAAUAUCUGUUGUGAAGUUUAUUGUUGAUUUCUGUUGUGAGACUGUAGUAAUUGUAUGCACAUUCAAGUGUACCUCAUUACACACAAUUUAGAACCACAUUAAUGUGGUGGGUUAGAAAGCACAUUUUCUGAUUUCCCUCCUUUUCUUAGAAAUUUUCAAAAAUGAAAUUUCUGAAGUUGUGUCAUACUUUGAAGAAGAAAAUAUAGGCAUCGAAGAAUCGAGGUUUACCUGUCAUAUAUACUUUCCACGCAUAUUUCAGUUUAC
Molecule: messenger RNA, 2019 nt
Organism: Loa loa (African eye worm)
Lineage: Eukaryota; Metazoa; Nematoda; Chromadorea; Rhabditida; Onchocercidae
Product: SKP-1 protein
Exons: 16
Coding region: 49-1698 (549 amino acids)
Biological process (GO): mRNA splicing, via spliceosome
Cellular component (GO): spliceosomal complex
Source: RefSeq, a predicted model, not a curated record